Plasmodium fragile is the source of this 1824-nucleotide messenger RNA. RefSeq lists its product as uncharacterized. Gene Ontology annotation, biological process: folate import into mitochondrion; nucleotide transport. The transcript has a single exon. The record is from RefSeq and is a predicted model, not a curated record. Bases 1 to 1824 code for a protein of 607 amino acids. Gene Ontology annotation, molecular function: folic acid transmembrane transporter activity; FAD transmembrane transporter activity. NCBI's taxonomy places the organism in Eukaryota, Apicomplexa, Aconoidasida, Haemosporida, Plasmodiidae.
AUGGAUGUGAGAUAUGAGGGCAAGGAUCUCUGGAAACGCGUCACAAACUAUUUCAGCAAGGAUUACCAAAACGGUGAUAAAACGGACACACUCAUAAAUGGCGAUACGCGCAACAACAAUGACGAAAAUAAAAGGGUAAAGACAAGGACGCUAAAUUUUAUGGCCUCGUCCGCCCUAGUUUUGUGUGUGCUGCACCCCUUGGACACCAUAAGAACGAGGAAGCAGAUAUACAAAGUGUACAAGAACUCGUACCCCUAUUACUAUAACAACAAAUACAACCUGUUCUAUAUUUUGAAAAAAGAAAAAAUAGAAAGCAUUUAUCGUGGCUUACUGGCUACGUUGCUAACCUCGGGACUGUCCCAUGGCAUAUUCCGCUUCAUAUAUGACACACUGAAUUAUUACGCAUUUCGGCAAUUCAACGAUGAUAAUGGAGUGAAUAAUAAAAAAUAUGAUACCACGGUAGGUAGACGCAAGGCGGAGUACCCAGCGGGAGAGGCAAACCAGGUGUGCAACUCGGCGUUGAGAGAUUCCGCUGAAGGAGGAAACGUAAUAGAAAAUUCAAGGGGCAGUAGAGAAAUACCAUGGGAGAGCCCCAAAUUUGUAAAAAGUGCUAUAGAAAGAAGACAGGAAGACUUCAUGAUCUCCAAUGUGUCUUAUAAAAAACAUGUUAACGAGAAAGACAACGCUUCAGGUAGUGACAACACAAACGCGCCAAUUAGUGGUCACAAAAAUAUGAAGUAUUACAUCAUCACCAGCAGCGUGAGCUCCAUCAUUAGUGUUUGUAUUCAACACCCAAUAUGGCUGAUUAAAACGAAAAUAGAGUGCACCAUAAAUUUAAACUACAAAUUUUUAAACUACAAAAGCAGAAUAACGAGCAAACAUUACAACAUCUUUGUGGAAAGGAAUAAAAUGUUUACGAGUAAAAUUGUCCCCAAAGUGGCGAAGGUUUUCCUUUUCUGUGGUUAUCAUUUGGGAAGGAAAAAUAGGACAGGCAAAAAAAUCAAAUCCUUGCUGAAUGAUGAUCUGCUCAAGUAUUAUAGGAACAAUUUUGUGUACAAUAAAAAUGUGAAGACAAGAAAAAAGUUCAACCAUCUCACAUAUGUAAAUGAUAAGACAGCAUUUUUACACAAAAGUGUAAAGAGAAAAAUUGAACACAACUAUUUGUUGUACAAAUAUUACACCUUGUCAAAUAUGGAGAGAAAACAAAUGACGAAAAUGCUAAUUUCAAAUCAUCGCAAAAAAUUUUCGCGCAGAUAUUUGAAAUAUUUGAAAGCAUACUUCACUAAUAAUCAAAUACUGCGCAUUUUCAAAAGGGAACAAAGUAAAAAUGGCAUCAGUACAAUUUAUAAUUACAAGAACUAUUUCCAAUUUGUGUAUAAUGUAUAUAAGAGAGAAAAAUUAUUUUCAUUUUAUAAAGGGUUUUUAACAUCUAUAUUGCUGACCCCUCAUGUAGCCAUUCAGUUUUAUGUGUAUGAAUAUUUAACGUAUCAUUUUAGUUGUGAAUAUUUCAGAAAUGAGUUUGUGGGAGAAGACUCCUAUAUUUCAUCAAACACCCUAGCCAAAACGUUACCAUUUUUGUAUGGCGUUUUAUCAAAAUUCAUUGCUGUCAUGUUUACCUAUCCAUUAUAUACUAUAAAAGUGAGGCAACAAGUGCAGAUGAAAAACUAUGGCUUCCUAAAUGUAGUAGUUAAUAUUUUCAGGCUAGAGGGAAUCAAAUCCUUUUAUACUGGCCUUAAUAUGCAUUUACUACGUAACUGUUUGCAAAAUGGAAUGCUCUUUUUUAUAUUUGAAUAUUUGAAUGCUGGCUCCGCGGGGGUGAAGUGA